Chironomus riparius is the source of this 2234-nucleotide messenger RNA. The record is from the annotation of a GenBank genome assembly. Lineage: Eukaryota; Metazoa; Arthropoda; Insecta; Diptera; Chironomidae.
GGUUCGGAAUCAAUAAAGCAAUAAUAUUUAAUAAUUUAAUUGCGUGAUCGAAGCAUACGCGCAACUAUAAGACAUAGUUAAAAUAUAUUAUAAAGACUGUUAAAGUGUGCUAAAUUUAACACAAAACAGAGUAAAUCAUUAUUAUUAAAUAUUAAAAAAUGGACGGUCUUAAUUUCGUCAUGGAUCCAAAUGAUAAUCAAGUUGACGGAACUUCAGACUUAUCAAUUCACAUAAGUGAUGUCAUUGCUGUAAUUGAGAGUACAGAUCCAUCAGCACAAGGAAUGUUUCCAAAUGAUUUAAAUUCUAUUGCACCAGUAGCAAAUCAUUCACCAAUAAACGGAAUUUCAGCAAAUAUGCCACCACAACAGUCACAUCAGAGUAAUGAUACUCCAUAUGCAUCCAUCCUUGAACAGCCAGCAUCAAAGGCACUUCGCUUUCGAUAUGAGUGCGAGGGACGAAGCGCUGGAAGUAUCCCAGGUGCUAAUAGUACAUCCGAUAAUAAAACAUACCCAACAAUUCAAAUUGCAAAUUAUGUUGGACGAGCUGUUGUUGUUGUUUCGUGUGUUACCAAAGAUUUUCCAUACAAACCCCAUCCCCAUAAUUUAGUCGGCAAAGAAGGAUGUAAGAAAGGAGUGUGCACACUUGAAAUCAAUACUGAUGACAUGAAAAUGGUUUUCAGUAAUUUGGGUAUUCAGUGUGUAAAGCGACGUGACAUUGAAGAAGCUUUAAGAGUUCGCGAAGAGAUUAGAGUCGAUCCGUUUAGAACUGGUUAUGCUCACCGUAGUCAACCAUCAAGUAUCGAUUUAAAUGCGGUUAGAUUAUGCUUUCAAGUGUUCUUGGAAGGUCAACAGAAAGGAAAAUUCACCGUUCCAUUAAAACCAAUUGUAUCGGAUCCGAUCUAUGAUAAAAAGUCCAUGUCAGAUUUAGUGAUAACAAAAUUGAGUCACUGUAAUGCUUUCUGCAAUGGCGGACAGGAAAUGAUUUUGUUAUGUGAAAAGGUUGCAAAAGAAGACAUCCAAGUCAGAUUUUACGAAGAAAUUAUGAAUCCCGAGGAGGCAUGGGAAGGCAAUGGUGAAUUUCAGCAUUCGCAAGUCCACAAACAAGUAGCCAUUUCGUUCAGAACGCCAAGGUACAAACGUAUAGACAUAGCAGAGCCUGUUAAAGUAAAAAUUCAGUUAAGACGUCCAUCAGACGGCGCAACAAGUGAUCCAUUAGAUUUUGAGAUGCUUCCACUUAAUGAAGAACAAAAUGAGAUAAGACGUAAACGACAUAGAUCUAGUGAUGAUGCAGCAUUAAAUUAUUUUAAACAAUCGCCAGGACACCACAUCGAUCAUCAACAAAACUACGGAGGAGGCUUCAUAGCUAUCCAGGAUCAAGUGAAAAUUGAACCUCGAGAUCAAGCAUCGCCAUACAUAUUUUAUCGUAUACCACAAGCUACCCCAUCUCCAACACCAUCAAAUCAAAAUCCAGUAUCACCAUCACCAAUUUUUAUGGCUCAAGUCAGUCCAUCGCCUGCAUCACCAUACAAUCAACAAACAGCUGUAAAUAAUGGCAAUAACAACACAAAUAAUAAUAAUAAUAAUUUAGAAAGUAUCCUGCAAAAUCAACUCCAACAGCCGAGAACGCCCGGAAGUAACAUAUUCCAGCAGAAUCAGCACACGAAUCAAAUGUUUACUCCAAACAUUCCACCAGCAUACACGAUUGACACAAAUGGAAACAACUCAAUAUGGACAAAUAAUUUAAACGGCUUCAACGGACCAACGACGAGUCGUGCAGCAUUUAAUAGCAUAUCAAUGCAAUCGCCACUGUUUAGUCAGCCAUUAACUCCAUUGACAGCAACACCAGUUUCAAAUUUUAACAUCAAUAAUAAUAAUAAUGAGCCGAAGAGUAAUUUUAGCAGUCUACUCGAUUUAGACAGUCAACAAUUACUCAAUAAUCUUAGUGGGGAGCUGAAGAAUUUGUCGUUCGGUGACUUUCCAAUGGAAUCAUUCUCAAAUAAGACAGAUAAUGAUCGAAGCAAUAUUAAUGAUGGUAUCAGAAAAUGAUGAAAGCAAUAAUAAGGAACUCAAUUUUUUAUAUUUAUGUUAUAUGUUAAUUCAUUGUGGAUUAUCAAAAAAUCAAGCAUGAUAAUCGAUUUUGUCAACACAAUUUUUAUCGUUCUUUUACAAAUUGAGAUGAGUGAUUUUUUUUACAAUAAAAAUGAUAUUGUCGUUAUGCCUUAACAAAUAGAUGCU